AUGGCUUCUCCCAGGGAGAGCAAGAAAGCCAUGAUUACAAGAGAUGGAAAAACUUAUCCCUCAACUCUUAAAAACUUCCCUGAUGAACUGAUCGAAAAGAUCAUAUCGCACUUCCCUCUCAAAGAAUGCACAAGGGCUGCACUUCUUUCGAAGAGGUUUAUCAACUCCUGGAAGCUUAAUCGUAACCUGUGUUUCGUGGUAAACAAACAGAGAUUUCCUAGAGAUGCAUAUGCUAGUCUCGUCGACCGUGUUUUGGACCAACAUUGGGGGCCAAAAGUAGAGAGAUUGGUCCUGACUUUUGAUCCAACCGGUCAGGAGAAUCGAGUGAACGGUUGGAUUCAGACAGCGGUCGCGAAGGGGGUUGAAGAGCUCCGUUUGGACUUCAGAGGUGCGCAUCAACCUUAUCCCUUUAGCUCUGACCUUAUAGAUGCUACACCUAUAAGAGCAUUGGAGCUGAAUAACUGUCUUGUUGGGUUUGCCACGGAGCUCAAUGGCUUGCGAUUUCUGAAAACUCUUGUUCUUAAAAAUGUUCGUCUCGGGAACAAGUUCACGGAGACAAUUUUCAACGGCUGUUUGCUACUUGAGAAUCUGGAGUUUGUGAACUGCAACAAUGAUCCUCGACUCAGAAUUUCCGCUGGAUAUUUGAAGCAUUUUAAAUCACUGAAAGUGGAAGGGUUUAGGAAUAUUCUCUCCAUUUUUAUCAAUGCUCCAACUCUGAAGUCAUUGCAUUACAAUGGAGACAUUUGCAAGUUCACUUUCAGCUGCUCUUUCCCUUCGCUGGAUGUGGCUGCUUUCGACUUCAGACCAAAUAGGAUGCGUCAACUUGAUGAAGUUGAGCAAAUCAUCAUGUCUGUCAGCUUUUGCACUGACCUCACCAUUUGCAGUUCCAUCCUUGAGGGGCUAUCUCCCAGGUUGAAAGAUUUUAAGUACAAAGAAUUCCAGUUCUGCCUUAUGAGGCUGAGGAAACUUACCUUGUUCCUUGGAGGAUCGAGCUAUCGUGGGCGGACAACUUUUGUUAACCCUUGCGACAUCGUUGUUUUCCUCAUGAAAUGUCCACUGAUCGAGAAGAUACACAUUGAUGGCUUUGACAUUGGGAUUCUGUCUUUAGAUGACUUGUGA
Molecule: messenger RNA, 1119 nt
Organism: Coffea arabica (coffee)
Lineage: Eukaryota; Viridiplantae; Streptophyta; Magnoliopsida; Gentianales; Rubiaceae
Source: RefSeq, a predicted model, not a curated record